GGAAAAUUGGUCCUCUUUAGGUCUAGCGUUGGCAAUCAUCCGUGUGUACGGAGGACGGAGUAAGGUAAGCUCGCUAAGGUAUCAAGAUAGGCCAUACUAUGCCAUGUUCAUUCAGCCUUGCGAAAAUCUUGGAACCUCCAUUUCUCUUAAUUCUCUCCAACUCACGAACCUCUCUGAGUUGCAACAGCAAGAUUUAUGCCCUCAAUACUGUAUACUCACUUUUCUCAAUGGCUUGAAGCUAUAUUUCAAUGGUUCAGAAGAACCCUAGAACGAACUUUGCCGUUCUUACCCUUUUUUUGGUCUUCCACAGAUAUCAAGCGAGUCGUGCGGGUCCACGAUGAAACCAGGGGACAGUGCGCGAAACACUCUCUCCGUCCCAGAUAUCAUCAAGUUUUUCUAUGCUAUGUCGGUCCACCGGUCAAUUUCUGUAGCAUACCGUCGCGGAGUUCCUGGUCUUAUUGCAAUGAUCUGCCGUAUUCUCCCUACUUCUUAACAGGGGCAUCGAGUCUCAUGUCAAACGCAGUAAUGCUUGAGAUACUGCGCCCUAGCCUCAAUAUAGUUUGGACCGCAGUAGAGGAGCACGUUAUUGCGAGUGUAGUGCUGCUCUUAAAUGCGUUUUUACCUUGUGGGUGACGCAUGUACCAAUCAUUCAAUGUGGCUUUGUAUUAUGUCUAUUAUGUACAAUUCUCGGUUGGUCCCCAGAUUCAAAUUCAAUACAUGACCAUUCCAAGAGUAGCUAUAGAACGUCCACUUCUCUCAAUUGUCUGUCCACUGCCAAACCAGCAUGUCGCGAAUCUCUUCUCCACUCUGUUAGCUAGUCUCGAAUCUUUCGGAGGUCCAAGAUUCUCGACUUGGUUACCUCUUGGUUGCUUUCACUUGUCCACCGUUUGUUCCCUCACUCACGUUCUACACACGGCUGGAUCGUGACGUUCUUUCUUUGAUCAAUACUUUCAAUCAGAUCUGGUAUCUAAUUCCCACACUCACUCUUUUUCUACAACGACGACGACGACGACGACGAAGACGACAGCGACAACGAAUAAUACUCAUCAGUUCAUGUCCGUAUCCAAUUAGCUUCUGUCGGUCGGCGAUACGGGGCAGCGGCGACUCGGCGGAGGGAUGAAUACGACAAUGGCACCAAUGAGAGAUCAACCAGAAGAUUACAUGAACCGACUGGUUCAAAGGAAUGUUAUGUUAGACGAUCUUCAAUUAGUAAAAAGGGAUGGAAAAGACAAUGAUAAUGAGAAUAAAAAGAAAAACGGCGAACGGGGUGGUGACUACGAUGAUCAUCCAGAUAGACAGGUCGAUUACCCACCGACGCCUACAGCUGUGGUCACAAGGACUGCGUGGACCCAAAUAACAAAUACUGCUUGGACUACACAAACUGCCACUGCCUGGACCACGCAAACUGCGAUCACUACUUCAUCAAGUGUAAUGACUGUCGUUGUUGUUGCUACGCCAAGCUCCACAUCGACGUCGGAAUCUUCAAAAUCAACUUCGAUAUCAAUUACGUCUGCCAUAUCUUCAUCGCCAACAGGGGCUGUCACAUUUUCCAUACCAAGCUCAGAGCAGCCAGGAAGGAAGGGAUUAUGCACCCUUUCUAAUGGAGCUCCGUGCGAAAGUGCCACGGCUACCACAUCUACUGUCACUGCCUAUGAGGCCAUCAGUGCAAGCUCUGCGCCGACUGCUCAAGCAGAUGAAGAUGGAUCAUCUUCCGACGUACCACCUCAAUUUCGUAAUGGCCACGGACCUGAUGGCGAUCUUAGCCCUUUGGCGGAGAAACUUCUAAUAAGUGCUGGAUCAAUAGGCAUAUUCGUCAUCAUUGGUGCUAUUAUAUAUCUCGUUAUCAGAAUGAAGAAAUUAAAUCGAUUAGCAAGAGGAGAGAUAUCAGAAGAAGAAGCUCGUUGGUAUGGAUGGAGAAGAAACAGAGGGGACCCAGGUCGUCCUCCCAGUUAUGCUAGCGGCAAAGUUUCACAAAAUGGAUAUCCUAUUGAUGAAAAAUUCGCUGAAAGGGAGAUGGGUGGUUUCUAUAACUCCGACAACAAAUCGUCACUCGAACGCCCGGGAUCGGCAACUGUAAACUUACGAGGACUGCGUACAGAUCUCCAGAGGAAAAAUUCGACCAGGAGCAGUCAUUCAGGAUCGGGUAUGUCUGCCAGUCCAGUUUCCGGCCCAGGUCAAUCAUACGGACCUCCAAGCAAUAUGGACUUCUAUUAUUCUCAAACGGGAACUAUGAGGUCUCAACAGUCAGGACAAUCUUCAAAUGCCUAUGAUCCUUCUCAGAGGGAGGCCAAUCACAUAAGCUACUUGUCUUCAAUAUCGUCAGGAUUUGGUGACUCACUUGUCAUGCCUGAUGAUAGUGCACCUCCUCAAAUUCCAGUCUCUAGAUUUUCUUGGACAACGGCAUCUCAGGGUGCGCCACAGAAUCGAGACACUAUAUACACAACAACUUCAGAGGAAACAGCGCCACGGUUUCGCACUGUCAAUUCAUGGGUAGCUCAACAAACAGGACGGGUAGAGAGGAAACAGCAAAGUGACAUGGAAAUACCAGCGAUGCCAGAAAUUCCUAUUUCGUAUACCCACCGGUCACAGGUUCCCGAUCCUUUAUUUGCCGAGGGCCAUCAACGCAAUAUGAGCGAGAACCCAGCUUUUAGACAUCACCCCGGUGACGAAAUCGAAUUGGGAAGAGGUUCACGUGUUCCGAGUUCAAUUCUGGAUAGAAAGAUGGGAAUAUAAUUAAAACAACAACAGAAUAACUCAAACAGAGAGUAAGUGUACUAUACGAAAGAUGAAGCUCUACCAAUUUUGUAUGUAUAUAUGUCUAAUUGCCUAUACGGUCGUUCUAGCCUGGUGCUUGAUUCGAUGAGAUUUGCAUAGCGUGGAGCGGGGAGCAUUUUUGUACGUUUUUGGGCAUUUGGUGGCUGGUUGCUUGGAUGUAUGAUUUAUUGAUAUUUUCUGCUUCAUGAAGAAAGGGGAGAUGAGAGAUUGACAGAUAUAACAUAUUGUAAUAUCAUGACGAGAACGAAGCGAGAAAUAAAACGAGCAGGACAGGGGAGUGAAAUGAAAUAAAAAUCGAUGAGAAAGCAAAUCUGGGCUGGACAAGAAAGGCUCCGCUCAGUGCACUGUCGAAAUUUCAUGAGGCUUGGGCGCAUUGCUUUUAGGCAACCAGCGCAUGAAUGUGUGAUAGGAGGUGAGGCAACGAGAUGAGAUGAGAAGAGAAUGUGAUAAGGUGGACUUCAAAGAAGAAGGGUGGUCAAGAGACGAUGCAGGGGCGGCGCAGAAACGAUGAGGGGAUGCGAAGGUGUGGCGGUGAAGAUAUAAGAGAUUGUUUUCUGUCUGUAGCUUUGUAAUAUAUAAGUGCAGUGAUAUAGUUUUUAAAUAUAUGAGAAAAGUUUUAAAUCA
Molecule: messenger RNA, 3399 nt
Organism: Botrytis cinerea B05.10
Lineage: Eukaryota; Fungi; Ascomycota; Leotiomycetes; Helotiales; Sclerotiniaceae
Exons: 3
Coding region: 1129-2733 (534 amino acids)
Source: RefSeq, a predicted model, not a curated record